This is a messenger RNA of Puccinia triticina, 723 nucleotides long. RefSeq lists its product as uncharacterized. The transcript has 9 exons. The record is from RefSeq and is a predicted model, not a curated record. Lineage: Eukaryota; Fungi; Basidiomycota; Pucciniomycetes; Pucciniales; Pucciniaceae. Bases 1 to 723 code for a protein of 240 amino acids.
AUGGCAGCUAAUUCAUCCUAUGAUUAUCUAUUGAACCCAUUUGAUGUAGAAAAUGAUGAAAUUUUGGGCAAGAAAAAUUCUGACACCCUUGCUUGGUUGGAAAAAGAAGGAUUGGUUAAACCAAAUUUUCAACCUAAAGAUGACUCUGACUCAGAUGAGGAAGUGGGACAUGAUAGAACUGUUGAAAAUCAGGCCAUGAUUGACCAAUUCGUAGAAGAGUAUAAAUCUCAAAUUCUACGCAUGCACCAGCAGAAUGAAAUAGUUUCCUCAUGGAUUGAGGAAGAGCUGAUGGGUGAAGGGGAACUUAGAUAUCACAUGGAUCUUGCAAAGAAGGCACUGCUUGAAUUAGAAGAAUAUCACCCAAAACUCAACCUUUGGGCAAAGAAAGAUCCCAUAGUCCAGUUUUUGUUGGAAAAAGAACUUCGGUGUAAAGGAGCACUUACAAACAACAUGAAAGUCGCGGAGGACACCCUGCUUAACAUGGAUUAUUAUAAACCCAAGCUUCAAAAUUUGGCCGAGGAAAAAGAAAUAUAUGAUGAGAUUCUUUCUGCAAUUGCCAGGAAAGAUGGGUCAAACCUGGAAUCAGAAGCAGAACCACAUAGCACUGUGAGUGAAAGUCUUGCAGGUGAUUCAAGUAGUAGAUUGAAAGAAGGCAAAGCAAUCCUUGAGUCGGGGGAAGAAACUGCAAAGGAGAGACUUUCAAAGCUCCAGCUAGGGCGCUGA